Molecule: messenger RNA, 1245 nt
Organism: Oikopleura dioica
Lineage: Eukaryota; Metazoa; Chordata; Appendicularia; Copelata; Oikopleuridae
Source: the annotation of a GenBank genome assembly
AUGAACGGACUCGUCGCAUAUGGCUCGGAUUCGGAGGACGAAACGGAAGUUUCAGCACCAGCGCCACAAGUGAAGAAACCAUCUCUGUCCCUCCCACCAGCAAAAAGUGCCCCAAAAGCGGCUCCAAAACCAGCAGCUACCGCUCCAAAAACGAAUUCUUCAUGGAACUCGUCAGGUGCCGGCUCGCUUGGCGGUUCCAUUCUAGCAUCAGAGUACCAACUCAAGAUGUUGAGCAAACAACGCGCAAAAGCCGCCGCUACUGGAUCUAAAAAGAGAAUUUUCAUCACAGCACCGAAUUUGGACGAGUUUGAAACGGAAGAGGCAGAGGCGGAAAAGCCAAAGAGAAAGAAGAUGCAACCAGCUGCUACAAGAUCGAAGCUGUUCAGUGCUCUUCCGAAACCAAAGAAAGAGAUACCUGCUGGAAAAAUCAACGCGCCAGCAGUUUCAAGAUCAGACGGGCCGUCUUCAUCAUCAGCAUCUGAGCCAGAAAUAAAGCCAGUCAAGCCUUCUGGUCUUGUAAGCACGAGCUCGUUUAUGCCGAACUCUGUCAAGAACCGUCCACAACCUCAACCAAAGAAGCCAGUUGCUCCCAUAGUCGCUAAACCGCCGCCGAUUGUAAACGAAGCGGAAGAUAGCGAUUCUGAUGAUGAAGGAGGAUUCUUUUCCUUCAGCUCCAAAGAAAAAGACGCCGAAGAGCUUAAGAAGCAUGCACCAAUGAUGCCAGUUGGCCCAGUAAGGCCUUCUCUUGGCGAAAGGGAAAAGUAUCAAAUCGAUACGGCGCCACUUCCUGUUCAUGGAUCAACACGUCAUCCCGAUGAGGCAAACGCAGCAAUUGCUCCGUACGGCAACGAUUUGAGCAGUUUCCAAUCAAUCGCCGGUCGCGUUCCAACAAACGAGGAGAUUUCAGCCGCUGACGCUGGCCUUGACAUUGAUCGUCAAGCGAUUUCCAAGCUACAAGGACGGCGACGAGAAGAGGUCCAGUUCGUCGAUGCAGUCGUGGACAACUCUCUUGGCAACAUCCGCGAGAAUAUCAGAAAGAGUGCCAACCAGAAACACGUCUCCACCUCCAUGGUCGAUCCAGUCAAAGAGAUGCGAAAGAGCGAUCCAAAUGCGCACGUGUCAAAGAGAACGCAUCAGCUCAAGUAUCUCGUGGAGUUGGCGAAGGCAAACGAGACCCGAUUAAAUCAACUUUGGUCAAACGCGAAGCAGAGCAGUCGAACUACAGCUAUGAAAUAUGGCUGGUGA